UGCAGGAAUUAAAAAAAGUGAGAGGGGUCAGAGUAAACUGGAAUCCUCAGGGGAGGUUUUACGGAGGGACUUAGGCUACAGUUUGAAGGAUGAGUAGAAGUGAGACCAGCAAAGAGCGGAAGAGAAGAGGCAGGACAUCAAGGGCUAAAGAACGAUAUGAGUGAUGGUGUGGAGGUGGGGUUCUCCUCACAGUACACAAAAAGCUAACAGAAACCUGCUGACUUUGUACAUCACAAAGGGUAGGAGGACCUUUUUUUUUAACCAAAAAGGAAGUUGGAUAAUGGAGAGUCCUGGCCUUGGUGUCAGAAAAUGUGGGUUCCAGAUUCAGUUUUGCUAUUAACUAGCAGUGUGAUUGGGGUCUGCUGGUUAUCCAAGUCUUGUUUCUCAAAAACGCUUUUAUUUACCUGGUUAUUGUGAGGACUAAACACGCUCUUGACUAGGUGCUCUGCAAACUGUCCUAUUUCCAAAGGUAGCUUCAUCAACUUUCAAGUCCCUGAUCUCUCUGGGUCCCCCAACUCUCUGACUCCUCUUUCUCAGUCUUUCCCCGUUCUCCUUCCUCUUAAAGUCUGCUAAAUUUGAUGAGGGAGAGCAUUCUCUGGGCUCUGACCUUGGCCCGUCUCUCACUCACUACCCUUCUGCCUUGGGACUCUCAGGAGCCCCACCCAAGACUGAUGGCUCCCAAAUCUACGCUCCAGCCCAGACCCUUUCUCCCAAUGCCAGACUCAUGCAUCCAACCAGUAACUGAUCAAUUCUUGGGUAGCCCGCAGGCCCCUCAAACCCAACAUACCCCAAACUGAAUUAUCUUUCCGCCCAAACUUUUUCCUCUUCCGUUUCAUGCCUGCUCUUAAAGAAUCCCACUGGCAAAUCAUCAUUCUUUCUUCCCCUACCCACCUGAGAGCCAAAAGGUCACCAAGUCCUUUUUCUUUAGCUUUUCUUCCCUCCAUCACCACUGCCCUCGCUUGAAUCUCAUCAAUUCUCACCUGAAUCACUGCAGUCACUUCUUAACUGAUCUAUCUCAUUCUAUCUCCACACUGCACAAAAUGAAACUUCUGAAGCACAGAUCUGAUGAUACUGCUGCUCUGCUCAAAAGCAUUCAGAGGCCCCCAAGUACUUCGGAAUGACAUCCAAACUCCUGGGUACCCUCUUCAGCAUCUGAAACCCUCCUGGAUCUGACUCUUGCCCACUUCUCCUGUCUCCUCUGUGCCCACUUCCUCCCUGUCGCCUCUGCUCUGGCUUGCAGUUCUUACACUGCUCCAUGUUCUUACAAAUCUCUGUGUGUCCUGCCAUAUUUAAAAUGGAUAACUUUCCAGCAGUGAAAAUCUCAUGAGAACAUGCUUCUCGCAAAGGGUCUUCUUCAUUCCUCUCCAGAAGAGGAGAAGAAGAAACACAAGAAGAAGAGCCUGGUGCAGAGCCCCAAUUUCUAUUUCAUGGAUGUAGAAUGCCUUGGAUGCUAUAAAAUCACCAUUGUCUUUAGCCAUGCACAAACAGUAGUAGUUUUGUGUAUUGGCUGCUCUACUGUCCUCUGCCAGGCUGCAGGAGGAAAAACAAGGCUUACAGAAGGAUGCUCCUUCAGACGGAAGCAGCACUAAAAGUACCCUGUAUCAAGAUGAAUGGGAAACCAUCCCGAUAAAGACGUGUUGGAUA
Molecule: messenger RNA, 1644 nt
Organism: Cervus elaphus (red deer)
Lineage: Eukaryota; Metazoa; Chordata; Mammalia; Artiodactyla; Cervidae
Product: 40S ribosomal protein S27-like
Exons: 1
Coding region: 1332-1589 (85 amino acids)
Biological process (GO): ribosomal small subunit assembly; translation
Cellular component (GO): cytosolic small ribosomal subunit; ribosome
Molecular function (GO): RNA binding; structural constituent of ribosome
Source: RefSeq, a predicted model, not a curated record